GCUCAUGAAAAAACCCAAUGGAAACAUACCCUUGAACAAUGUCAUGUAGAUUUGUCUUCUGUCAGCCUUUGGAAUAAUCAUUGUGGAUGGUCUACUACCUCUUGUCUGGUCUGAUAAAAAAAGACGCCAGAACCGGAACUACAACGCUCCCAGACAUACUCCCUAAACACCUUUCUAGCCAAACAUCCUAUGAAAAACUUCACCACCUCUCUCCCGUCCUCCCUCUCUCCCUCUCCCUCCUCUCUCCCGGGGCCUCACCGCUCUCCUCCACUGUGGCCAGCAGCGGAUGGAGGAAAAAGUCGAUGGCACCGCGCUCAAGCAGUCUACCCCGCGCACCGCACACAGUGCUGUCCAAAACACAGUCACAAGGCGCUUGGCCACUCGCGCCAGCAAGAUUGCCUGGUCACGUGCCUACAUGAUUUCGGUGAAGGGGGCUCAGUCGGAUGAUCUGCACUGUGUCUGCUGGCCCUGGGACUGGACCACAAUUGGCCCCUGGCC
Messenger RNA from Pichia membranifaciens NRRL Y-2026, 498 nucleotides. RefSeq lists its product as hypothetical. NCBI's taxonomy places the organism in Eukaryota, Fungi, Ascomycota, Pichiomycetes, Pichiales, Pichiaceae. The record is from RefSeq and is a predicted model, not a curated record. The transcript has a single exon. Bases 87 to 419 code for a protein of 110 amino acids.